Molecule: messenger RNA, 4672 nt
Organism: Nematolebias whitei (Rio pearlfish)
Lineage: Eukaryota; Metazoa; Chordata; Actinopteri; Cyprinodontiformes; Rivulidae
Gene: atp7a
Product: ATPase copper transporting alpha
Exons: 22
Coding region: 1-4524 (1507 amino acids)
Biological process (GO): monoatomic cation transport
Cellular component (GO): membrane
Molecular function (GO): copper ion binding; ATPase-coupled monoatomic cation transmembrane transporter activity; ATP hydrolysis activity
Source: RefSeq, a predicted model, not a curated record
AUGACACACAAAGCCAGUUUGUGCUCAGUUUCCCUCAGAGUUGAGGGAAUGACUUGUGACUCGUGUGUCCAGUCCAUAGAGCAGAGGAUUGGGUCUCUAGACGGGGUGAUACACAUAAAGGUGUCUUUAGAGCAACAGAGAGCUACUGUCAUUUUUGACCAGAGUCAGCAGAGCCCCACGUCUCUAGUAGAGGCCAUCGAGGACAUGGGAUUUGAUUCUAGUGUACCAGGGAGCAGCACAGCCACUCCAUUGUCCACAGAUACCCACCUGCUCUCUACCUCAGGGUUGACACCUGCAGCCCAACAGGAAGCUUUGGAAAAACUGUCACAAAUUCAAGGAGUGCUGGAUGUCCGAGAGAGCCUGGCACAGUCAGGUUUCACUGUCACUUUCAUCCCAUCCCUGACAUCUGUACAGCAGCUGAGGGAGGUAGUGGAUGGAGCAACACCUCUAGAGGUCCAAACUCCUGGCAGCCCCACGCUAAAAGGCCUUAAAUUGUCUCAGCCAGACGCUGAGGAGGACAGAGCUGCAAUUCUGAAGUUGUGCAUUGAAGGAAUGACCUGUCACUCCUGCACCACCACUAUCGAAGGGAAGAUUGGGAAACUGAAAGGAAUUGAAAAGAUCAAAGUUGUUUUAGACUCUCAGGAAGCUACAGUCGUUUACCUGCCUUACCUCAUCUCUGUCCAAACCAUCAUCGACCAGAUUGCUGUGGCGGGUUUCAAUGCCUCUGUUAAGUCCAAGCCCCGCCCCCUGCAGCUGUCCCCCAGAGAAAUCGAACGUUUUGUUGAUUCUCAGAAAUCGACAGCACCUUCAUCGUCGGAAACAUCGGAGGAGACGGAAAUCUUUAUAGACACAGUUCUUGUCAUGCUCAGGGUAAAAGGCAUGCACUGCCGCUCUUGUGUGGUCAAUAUUCAAGACAAUAUUUCAAAGCUGCCUGGAGUUUCAUCAGUGGAGGUCUUUCUGGAGAAGGAGAAGGCCACAAUCUGCUAUGAUCCUCUGAGGAUCACCGUCCCUGAUCUGCAGAGAGCUAUCGAAGCACUGCCUCCAGGGAACUUUAAGACUGAAUCUUGGGACUCUUUGUUUGCACUCAGUCCUGCACCUACAUCACCACCAUCUGCCUCGUCUGCAUCACGGCUUUGCUUCACCCAGCCUCUGAAUUCUGUCAUCAAUAUUCACAUUGAAGGCAUGACAUGCAACUCCUGUGUGCAGUCUAUCGAAGGUAUGAUCUCCCAAAGAAAGGGGGUGAUGUCGUCCCGUGUCUCUCUAGUUAAUCAUGAGGGGACUUUUGAGUAUGAUCCUCUCCUGACCUCACCAGAAGAGCUGAGGGAGGCCAUAGAGGACAUGGGCUUUGAUGCAACUCUACCUGAGACCAAUUCCCUGCUGCCUGUGGUGCCAGAACCCGGUUUUCCAAAAUCUCCAAGUACAGCACGUGUUCAAGAGAAGGAGUUAGACGAUUGUCGCAACAAAACCCCACAAGGACACACUGGAGACACACCAUCUAAAUGCUACAUUCAGAUCGGAGGGAUGACGUGUGCUUCUUGUGUGUCAAACAUCGAGAGGAACCUUAAAAAUGAACAUGGCAUUUAUUCCGUUCUGGUAGCACUUAUGGCUGGUAAAGCAGAGGUCCGCUAUAAUCCUAAAGUCAUGGACCCCCUGAGCAUCGCUGAGUGUAUAAAAGAGCUCGGCUUCACCGCCACUGUGAUGGAGAAUUACGAAGGCUCGGAUGGAAACCUAGAACUUGUGGUCAGAGGGAUGACGUGUGCAUCUUGUGUUCACAAAAUUGAAUCCAGCCUUGUGAAAGAAAAGGGGAUCAUAUAUGCCUCAGUUGCCUUGGCAACCAACAAAGCACACAUCAAGUUCGACUCUGAAAUUAUAGGGCCACGAGACAUCAUCAAGUUGAUUGAGAAACUGGGAUUUGAAGCAUCUUUAGUAAAGCGAGACCGAACUGCCAGCCACCUGGACCACAGCAAAGAGAUACAACAGUGGAAGAAAUCCUUCCUUGUGAGUUUGAUAUUCUGCGUGCCUGUGAUGGGAAUGAUGAUCUACAUGAUUAUCAUGGACCACCAGAUGAAAGUUUCACAUCACCAUAAUGCUACAGUGGAGGACCUCAACCGUUUACACUCCUCCAUGUUCCUGGAGACUCAGCUGCUCCCAGGCCUCUCCGUAAUGAACCUUCUCUCGUUUAUCUUCUGUGUGCCUGUACAGUUUAUUGGAGGUCGUUACUUCUACAUUCAAGCCUACAAAGCCUUGAAACACAAGUCCGCCAACAUGGAUGUGCUGAUCGUUUUGGCCACAACCAUAGCAUUCAGCUACUCGUGCAUUGUUCUGCUUGUGGCCAUGGUGGAGAAAGCUAAAAUCAACCCCAUCACUUUCUUCGACACGCCUCCGAUGCUUUUUGUCUUCAUCUCUCUGGGACGCUGGCUGGAGCAGAUUGCUAAGAGUAAAACAUCUGAAGCUUUGUCCAAACUGAUGUCUUUACAAGCUACUGAGGCUACAGUCGUCACCCUCGGCAGUGAUAAUAGUAUUCUUCGUGAGGAGCAGGUGGAUGUUGAGCUGGUGCAGAGAGGUGAUGUGGUGAAAGUCGUCCCCGGAGGGAAGUUCCCCGUCGAUGGGAGGGUCAUUGAGGGACAUUCGAUGGCUGAUGAGUCUCUCAUCACAGGCGAGGCCAUGCCGGUGACAAAAAAGCCCGGGAGCUCAGUGAUCGCAGGCUCCAUCAACCAGAACGGCUCUCUGCUCAUCAGCGCUACUCAUGUUGGGCAGGAAACCACCCUGUCUCAGAUUGUUAAACUCGUGGAGGAGGCUCAGACUUCAAAGGCUCCCAUUCAGCAGUACGCAGAUAAGAUCAGCGGCUACUUUGUCCCCUUUAUUGUCGGCAUUUCUGUGCUUACGCUGAUCGCCUGGAUCGUCAUUGGGUUUGUAGACUUCAGUCUUGUGGAGAGCAUCUUUCCUGGUUAUGAUAAAAGCAUUAGCAAACCAGAGGCAGUGAUCCGGUUCGCCCUCCAGGCCUCCAUUACAGUGCUGUGCAUCGCCUGCCCCUGUUCUCUUGGCUUGGCAACCCCGACAGCUGUCAUGGUGGGCACAGGGGUUGGAGCUCAGAACGGCAUCCUGAUAAAGGGCGGAGAGCCUCUUGAGAUGGCGCAUAAGGUCCAAUCAGUGGUGUUUGACAAGACGGGGACCAUCACCUACGGUGCUCCAAAGGUUGUCCAGGUCAAGAUGGUUGUGGAGGGGAAUAAGAUGCCUCGCUCCCGCCUACUGGCCAUCGUUGGCACAGCUGAAAACAACAGCGAGCAUCCACUGGGAGCAGCCAUCACCAAGUACUGCAAACAGGAGCUCAGCACUGAAUCUCUCGGCACGUGCACAGACUUCCAGGCAGUGCCGGGCUGUGGCAUUCGAUGUCAGGUCAGCAACACGGAGACUCUGCUGAAGCAGCUGGACAAUGACGGCGAGGACAACAACCAUCGCAACAGCGUCCUCGUCCAGAUCGGCGACACUCUGACAGCCACCAGCUCCCAUCCACUCAUCAUGGACCCGCAGCCACUUAGUUUGGUUCAGACAGCCAGUUUUAUUGUCCUGAUCGGCAACAGGGAGUGGAUGAGAAGAAACUGUCUGAUCGUGGGUCCAGACAUCAAUGAAGCCAUGGUGGAACAUGAGCGCAGAGGUCGUACGGCAGUUCUAGUAGCUGUAGACAAUGAGCUGUGUGCGAUGAUAGCUAUAGCUGACACAGUGAAGCCCGAGGCGAAGCUGGCAGUGGACACUCUGACGAGCAUGGGGCUGGAAGUUGUUCUGAUGACUGGAGACAACAGCAAGACGGCUCGGGCCAUCGCUGCUCAGGUGGGCAUCAGGAAGGUGUUUGCAGAGGUGCUGCCCUCCCAUAAGGUGGCCAAAGUGGAGCAGCUGCAGCAGACGGGAAGAAUAGUCGCCAUGGUGGGGGACGGGGUUAACGACUCGCCUGCUCUGGCCAUGGCAGACGUCGGCAUCGCCAUAGGAACUGGGACAGACGUGGCCAUAGAGGCAGCAGAUGUGGUGUUGAUCAGGAAUGAUUUGUUGGAUGUGGUUGGCAGUAUUGACCUCUCUAAAAAGACCGUCAAAAGGAUAAGGAUCAACUUUAUCUUUGCUCUCGUCUACAACCUGGUUGGAAUUCCUAUUGCCGCUGGUGUGUUCCUUCCUGUUGGUCUGGUGUUACAGCCGUGGAUGGGUUCUGCUGCGAUGGCGCUGUCCUCUGUCUCUGUUGUUUUAUCGUCUCUUCUACUCAAAUGUUACACUAAGCCCACCGCUGAGAAGCUGGAGGCCAAAUUUGGGAACAGCAGGCAGCAGGGCAGCUUGUCUGACGUCAGCGUCCACAUCGGCAUGGGAGAUGUGCGCCGUCCCUCCCCCAAACUCAGCCUGCUGGAUCGCAUCGUGAGCUACAGCCGAGCCUCGAUCAACUCGCUGCGCUCCGACAAGCACUCGCUCAACAGCCUGGCGCUCAACGAGCCCGACAAACACUCCCUGCUGGUGGAGGAGACGCUGUGUGAGGAGAUGUGCUGAGGAGGCGCAGCUCACGUCGCCAACUAAGACUUUUAUUACGCUGAAAUACGGUAACUGCAAUUGUUUAAGACAAUGAAAGACUUUCUAUAAAUCCUGGUCCAUCCUUCCGCUGUAAAGAGCAUCUGAGCAGAAAUAAUUUUACUCCUAA